Molecule: messenger RNA, 1633 nt
Organism: Arabidopsis thaliana (thale cress)
Lineage: Eukaryota; Viridiplantae; Streptophyta; Magnoliopsida; Brassicales; Brassicaceae
Product: GDSL-like Lipase/Acylhydrolase superfamily protein
Exons: 6
Coding region: 314-1417 (367 amino acids)
Cellular component (GO): extracellular region
Molecular function (GO): hydrolase activity, acting on ester bonds
Source: RefSeq, marked reviewed
GAAAUAAAAGAAAUGCCAACCCCUAUUCUGUAAUGAAAUUACAUUCUACAAUUUAUUGACCUCUCAACUACAUUUACUAAUCUUAUCAUUUAAUGCAUGCUAUAAAUAAAUAGCUUUAUCUUGUGGUACGUCUUUCUUUUUAUGCAUCUCCUUCAAAGGUUCAUUUUCUUUCAUUCUGAGUUUGUUCCAUCGCUCCAACUUUCAAACACAAGUGCUUUUGUCUUAAGACCUUUUCUCUUCGGGUUCGUGAGUUAAGGGUUCUUCUUCUUCUUCUUCUUUUUUCUCUAAACUGGAAAAUAAAGAAGAAAAGAACAUGGAUUUGCAUUCUUGUCUAAACUCAUACUUUCUUUUGCUCCUCCUCUGUCUUCUUAAUAUUACCACCAUUAACUCAACGAAGCCAUUAGAACAAGAAACAGUGCUUUUUGGCGGCAACUUUCCGGCUUUUUAUGUUAUUGGAGAUUCAUUGGUUGAUUCAGGAAACAAUAAUCAUCUUACAACGAUGGUCAAAUCGAAUUUUCCACCUUAUGGUUCGGACUUUGAAGGUGGCAAAGCCACCGGCCGUUUCAGCAAUGGCAAAACAAUUGCUGAUUACAUUGCUAUCUACUAUGGUCUUCCUUUGGUUCCUGCUUAUUUGGGAUUAUCUCAAGAAGAAAAGAAUAGUAUCUCAACUGGUAUUAACUAUGCUUCUGCUGGCUGUGGGAUUCUUCCUCAGACAGGAAGGCAAAUAGGAACAUGUCUCUCGUUAAGUGUCCAAGUCGAUAUGUUCCAGGAGACCAUCACAAACAAUCUGAAGAAGAACUUCAAGAAGUCCGAGCUCCGUGAACACUUGGCUGAAUCGUUGUUUAUGAUCGCCAUUGGGGUUAACGACUACACAUUCUUAUUUAAUGAAACAACCGAUGCGAAUGAGUUUGCAAACAAGCUUCUUCAUGAUUACUUGCUUCAAAUAGAAAGAUUGCACAAGUUAGGAGCAAGGAAGUUCUUCAUCAACAACAUUAAACCAUUAGGAUGUUACCCAAAUGUUGUAGCUAAGACCGUGCCACGUGGAAGCUGCAACGAUGCUUUGAACUUUGCGGUCAGCAUUUUCAACACUAAGCUUAGAAAAAGUCUGUCUCGUAUGACGCAAAAAUUCAUCAAAACGUCCUUUUUAUACUCGGAUUACUACAACUACAUGUUGGGACUAAGAGGACCUUCAAGCAAUCAAGUUGGUUCGAGUCUAUUGAACGUGACAAGCCCAUGUUGUCCUAACGUUUAUGAUGGAGGUCAAUUGACAAGUUGCAAGCCUGGUUCGAUCGCGUGUAAGGCACCCGAUACUCAUAUUUUCUUUGAUCCGUUUCAUCCGACUCAAUUGGCGAAUUACAUGUAUGCGAUUGCGUGUUUCCACGAGAGAAGUAUUUGCCAUGUGAUAUUGGAAGAUUAACUUUUGUCGGCAACAAUCUUUUUUGUUUGUUUUAAACACCAAUUUGGUUGUUGUUUGUUGCUUUCAACUUUUCAAUAUCAUCAGAACUUUUAAGAUUACCACUUUGGCAUACUUGGGGAUUAAGCACUCUAUUUUUUUUUUGUUUAUUGUGUUGUAUUCCUUUCUUUUUUAAAACUAAACAACUACACCGAAACUCGUCUUGGUCUCGUGGAUCCA